CAAUAACAUAGAAAGAAACAAACGAAAAAGCAACCAUGACUUUGGUGAGCUACUAAUCUAUUUCAGAAGCUAAUAUUUUUUAAAAAAUCCAUUUGAGAAGCCGAGAUAAAGAGCCCAACUCGAAGAUAGUCUCUCUCUUUCUUGACUUAUCUCUCUGAAAAGCUCUUCGAUUGCUUACUACCCCCUUUUCAAUGGCGUCAACGCCGCCUCAUCGGUCUAUGACCACCGCCAAUACCCAUCCUCAGAUCCGCCAACAACCCACUCCCAACCACCGUCCAUGGUUUCCACAGCGUGUCCCUCCCUGUCCUCGUGGCCAUCGCGCCGUUACCUCAGCUCCUCCGUCUUCGUCAGUCGACGCUGUAGCGUCUGCCCAAGUAUCAAAGACUCCUACUUUCUCUCCCCUGCAAACUCCCAAAUCGGACUCCUCCGAUUUUUCCGGUCGUCGAUCGACUCGGUUCGUCUCCAAGAUGCAUUUCGGGCGACCUAGAGCUACAGUGGCCACGCGGCACAGCUCGGCUGCGGAAGAAGCACUUCAGAGCGCUAUCAAGUUCUCCGGAGACGACGACAUGUUCCAGAAUCUAUUGUUGAGCUUAGAGUCUAAGCUCCGUGGCUCUGACGACUAUACCUUCAUACUCCGAGAGUUAGGGAAUCGAGGUGAGUGCGAUAAAGCUGUUGGCUUUUAUGAGUUUGCAGUAAUACGAGAGAGGAGAAAGAUUGAGCAAGGGAAAUUAGCUAGCGCAAUGAUAUCUACUCUCGGUAGGUUAGGCAAAGUAGCCAUUGCUAAGAGAGUUUUCGAAGCUGCUUUAGCUGGUGGGUAUGGAAACACGGUCUACGCCUUCUCUGCUCUUAUCAGCGCUUAUGGGAGAAGUGGGCUCCAUGAGGAAGCCAUUAGUGUCUUCAACUCCAUGAAAAGCUAUGGCUUGAGGCCGAAUUUGAUUACCUACAAUGCCGUGAUUGACGCUUGCGGUAAAGGGGGAAUGGAGUUUAAGCUAGUAGCCGAGUACUUCGAUGAGAUGCAGAGGAACGGUGUGCAGCCUGAUAGAAUAACAUUCAACUCUUUGCUCGCUGUUUGUAGCAGAGGAGGUUUGUGGGAAGCAGCAAGGAACCUCUUUGAUGAGAUGUUGGAUAGAGGGAUUGAGCAAGAUGUCUUCACUUAUAAUACUCUUUUGGAUGCAAUCUGUAAAGGAGGGAAGAUGGAUCUUGCUUUCGAAAUCCUGGCAGCUCAGAUGCCCGCUAAGAGAAUCAUGCCUAAUGUUGUAAGUUAUAGCACUGUCAUUGAUGGGUUUGCAAAAGCCGGGAGAUUCGACGAAGCUCUUAACUUGUUUGAUAAGAUGAGAUUUCUCGGAAUUGCAUUAGACAGAGUUUCUUAUAAUACAUUGCUUUCUAUUUAUACGAAAGUUGGUAGAUCCGAAGAAGCUUUGGAUGUUUUAAGAGAGAUGGCAUCUGUUGGGAUAAAGAAGGAUGUUGUGACUUAUAAUGCUCUUCUUGGAGGGUAUGGGAAACAACGGAAAUACGAUGAAGUGAAACAGAUUUUCGCUGAGAUGAAGCGGGAGCACGUGCUGCCUAAUUUACUGACUUAUUCUACAUUGAUCGAUGUGUACUCGAAAGGAGGUUUGUAUAAAGAGGCAAUGGAGAUAUUUAGGGAGUUUAAGAGCGUCGGUUUAAGAGCUGAUGUUGUGUUGUACAGCGCAUUGAUUGAUGCAUUGUGCAAGAAUGGGUUGGUGGGUUCUGCUGUUUCUUUGAUCGAUGAGAUGACAAAGGAAGGAAUUAGGCCUAACGUUGUAACCUACAAUUCCAUCAUCGAUGCCUUUAAUCGUUCUGCAACUAUGGAGUCCCUAGCUGAAUCUAGAGAUGGUGGAGCUAGUAGCUUAGAAGAAGUUGGAUCGUCCUCUUUUUCUUCUUCUUUAAGUAAAAUGACUGAAACAGAGGAUAGUCAGGUGAUACAGAUAUUUGGGAAAUUAACCACUGAGAGUUUUAGUAGAAUGAAGAAAGACUGUAAGGAGGGUAUGCAUGAGCUCUCCUGUAUGUUGGAAGUAAUCCAGAAAAUGCAUCAGCUGGAAAUAAAACCAAAUGUUAUAACCUUUUCUGCGAUUCUGAAUGCUUGCAGUCGGUGCAACUCAUUAGAAGAUGCAUCAAUGCUGCUAGAGGAGCUCAGGGUGUUUGAUAAUCGGGUAUAUGGUGUUGUUCAUGGACUUCUGAUGGGCCAUAGAGAGAAUGUGUGGCUCCAGGCUCAGAGCUUAUUCGACAAAGUAAACCAAAUGGAUGGUUCGACUGCUUCUGCUUUCUACAAUGCUCUUACCGACAUGCUUUGGCACUUUGGUCAGAAACGAGGCGCACAACUUGUGGCGCUUGAGGGAAGAUCUAGGCAAGUUUGGGAGAAUGUGUGGUCUGAGUCUUGCUUAGACUUGCACCUUAUGUCUUCUGGUGCUGCACGUGCAAUGGUCCAUUCUUGGUUGCUAAACAUACGCUCCAUUGUCUAUGAAGGUCAUGAGUUACCUAAACUCUUAAGCAUAUUGACUGGUUGGGGGAAACACAGCAAAGUGGUCGGAGACGGAGCACUAAGGCCAGCGGUUGAAGCGCUUUUGAGGGGUAUGGAUGCACCGUUCUACCUCUCAAAAUGCAACAUGGGACGGUUCACAUCAAGCGGUACGGUCGUAGCUACUUGGCUGCGUGAAUCAGCGACACUCAAACUCUUGAUCCUCCAUGAUCACAUAACCACCAGAGCUAACACAACAGUGAGAUCAACAGACCAACAUGAACAAACCUCUCUCACUUUGCAGCCCCUUCUAUUGUAGCUGUACAUUGUGAUGUAAACAAUUUAUGACCACCAAGUCUGUGUUGGGACAAGGGUGUGAUUCUGUGCUCUGUGCUAAUAUUUUGUAACAAGCAACACAAAUUGUAUUUUGAACCCCAAACAAUUGUUUAAUUACAUAACUAAAUAGAUCUCACGAUUUAGAAAAGGGUUUUCUUCAAUAA
Thlaspi arvense is the source of this 2976-nucleotide messenger RNA. The record is from the annotation of a GenBank genome assembly. Lineage: Eukaryota; Viridiplantae; Streptophyta; Magnoliopsida; Brassicales; Brassicaceae.